UGCUUAUACAAUAAAAAAAUGAAAUUAUUAGAAACUUUAACGGAUUUAAGAUGCCGAUGACCGUUAACGGGUCUUUUGAAAAGGGUCCAUACAGCCGUUGGGGUUUUCCCGCCUCAGCCGUUUUUUCCCGCCGAUGCCCUUCACGGUUGUCUGCACGGAUGCUCGCAGAGUAAUGUGCACGUUAGUUUUAGGUUAGUUAUGAUCUGCCGUCCUGCACUCGUCAUGUUUUUGAGGGCAGUCGAUAUGUUCCGCUGCGAUGGAAAGUGUGGGGUCGAUCGGCGGGUCGAAGCGGGAGUGUGUGCCCGCGGGAUGAGCGCCCGGAGAUCCAGCAGUCUGAGCGGCGCAGAUCUCCCCACUGAAGCCCAGCAUGAGCGUGCCGGUGCCGGCGGGUCUCCCGGAGCUGCUGCGUGGCUUCACGCUGGAGGUGCUGCGGCGGCAGCCCGCGGACCUGCUGGAGUUUAGCGUGCGGUAUUUCACCGGCUUGCGGGACACCCGGAGCUCCACCCGGUCCGUUAGCAGCCGCUCUCCGGUGACCCGCGGGGAGGCCUUCGACCGAGACUCCGCACACACCGACUCCAGCGCCGAGGAGGAGGAGAAACCGGAGGAAGAGGAGGAGGAGGACGAAGAAGAGGAGGACGACUUCCCUGAUGAUUUCACUUUUAAAGCUCCUCCUCCCAGUAAGUGUAACAGACGGGUGUCAGUGUGUGCGGAGGCCUAUAACCCUGAUGAUGAUGAUGGUGAUGAAGGCUUGCAGCUGACAGUGCUGCACCAGAAGACGGAUGAGCAGCGGCAGCGGCUGCAGGACGCCUGCAAACACAUCCUGCUGUUCAAGACCCUGGAGGAGGAUCAGCUGGCGGAGGUGUUAGACUGCAUGUUUGAGGUGCUGGUCAAACCUGGCGAGUGCAUCAUCAAUCAGGGCGACGACGGGGAUAAUUUCUACGUCAUCGAGAGGGGUGUGUAUGAGAUCGUGAUCCAGCAGGAUGGGCUCCACCGCUCAGUCGGCCGCUACGAUCAUAAAGGCAGUUUCGGAGAGCUAGCGCUGAUGUACAACACGCCGCGCGCCGCCACCAUCAGGGCGCUCCAGGAGGGGGCGCUGUGGGCACUGGACAGAGCCACGUUCCACAGACUCAUCGUGAAGAAUAAUGCUAAGAAGAGGAGGAUGUACGAGAGCUUCAUCGAGUGUGUGCCGCUGCUGAAGUCUCUGCAGCUGUCAGAGCGUAUGAAGAUCGUGGAUGUUCUGGGCAUGAAGAGCUUCAGUGACGGCGAGCGCAUCAUUCAGCAGGGGGAUUCUGCCGACUGCUUCUACAUCGUGGAGUCUGGAGAGGUGCGGAUCAUGAUCAGGAGUAAGACCCGUGCAUGUCAGCUCCUGCAGGAUGAGGUGGAGGUGGCUCGCUGCUCCAGAGGACAGUAUUUUGGAGAGCUGGCGCUGGUCACCCAGAGGCCCAGAGCUGCGUCUGUGUAUGCUGUUGGAGACACCAGGUGUUUGGUGAUCGACGUGCAGGCCUUCGAGCGUCUGCUGGGCUCCUGUAAGCAGAUCCUCAAGAGGAACAUCUCACACUAUGAGCAGCAGCUGGUGGCGGUGUUUGGAUCCAGCGUUGACCUCAAACACUGACACACACACACACACACACACAUCAAA
Messenger RNA from Danio aesculapii, 1639 nucleotides. RefSeq names its product protein kinase, cAMP-dependent, regulatory, type II, alpha, B (gene prkar2ab). Gene Ontology annotation, molecular function: cAMP-dependent protein kinase regulator activity. Gene Ontology annotation, cellular component: cAMP-dependent protein kinase complex. The record is from RefSeq and is a predicted model, not a curated record. The coding region runs from base 368 to 1612 and encodes 414 amino acids. The transcript is spliced from 10 exons. Gene Ontology annotation, biological process: regulation of protein phosphorylation. Lineage: Eukaryota; Metazoa; Chordata; Actinopteri; Cypriniformes; Danionidae.